Molecule: messenger RNA, 2580 nt
Organism: Quercus robur (English oak)
Lineage: Eukaryota; Viridiplantae; Streptophyta; Magnoliopsida; Fagales; Fagaceae
Product: cryptochrome-1
Exons: 5
Coding region: 277-2322 (681 amino acids)
Biological process (GO): blue light signaling pathway; circadian regulation of gene expression; entrainment of circadian clock by photoperiod
Cellular component (GO): nucleus; cytoplasm
Molecular function (GO): DNA binding; blue light photoreceptor activity; FAD binding
Source: RefSeq, a predicted model, not a curated record
UUUUUUUUUAUAAAAAUGAACCAAAUUAGAUUUAUAUUAAUAAUAUGAUCACAUAACAAGAAAAGAGAAGUACUAGAAGAUAAGAGCUAAACCAAACCUAUCCACCUCAAAAUCAAAUGUACUUUAUUCUUGUUUAUGGCCUAAAAUCCCCUCCUUAUAUUACCAGAAAGUAUAGAGAAAAGGCAAAAAGCUAAAGAUUACUUACAACACCCUUGGUCUGCUCAGAGGAGAGAGAGAGAGAGAGUUUAUGAUUUGGUUUGUAAAUUUUUUUUGGAGAUGUCAGGUGGUGGGUGUAGCAUAGUAUGGUUUAGAAGAGAUCUGAGGCUAGAAGACAACCCAGCUUUACAAGCUGGAGUGAGAGCAGGUGCUGUGGUUGCUGUUUUCAUAUGGGCACCUGAAGAGGAAGGCCACUACUACCCUGGAAGAGUUUCAAGGUGGUGGCUUAAUCACAGUUUGGCUCACCUUGAUUCCUCUUUGAGAAGCCUUGGCACUUCUCUCAUCACCAAAAGAUCCACUGACACUAUUUCUUCUCUACUUGAGGUUGUUAAGUCCACUGGUGCUAGUCAACUCUUCUUCAACCACUUAUAUGAUCCUUUGUCACUUGUUAGGGAUCACCGUGCAAAGGAGGUUUUAACAGCUCAAGGCAUAGCUGUUCGUUCCUUCAAUGCGGAUUUGCUCUAUGAACCUUGGGAUGUUAAUGAUGCCCAUGGCCGCCCAUUCACAACUUUUGCUGCCUUUUGGGAAAGAUGCCUCAGCAUGCCUUAUGACCCCGAGUCUCCACUUCUUCCACCCAUGAGGAUAGUUUCAGGUGAUGUAUCAAGGUGCCCUUCUGAUGCAUUAGUGUUUGAGGAUGAAUCAGAGAAGGGAAGCAAUGCACUCCUUGCUCGAGCAUGGUCACCUGGGUGGAGCAAUGCUGAUAAGACUCUGACUACAUUCAUCAAUGGACCAUUAAUAGAGUAUUCUAAAAAUCGCAGAAAAGCUGAUAGCAAUACAACCUCACUUCUAUCUCCCCACUUGCAUUUUGGGGAGGUGAGUGUGAGAAAAGUAUUUCAUCUUGUCCGUAUCAAGCAGGUUCUGUGGGCCAAUGAAGGCAACCAGGCUGGGGAAGAGAGUGUCAACUUGUUUCUGAAAUCUAUUGGUCUUAGAGAAUAUUCUAGGUACUUUUGUUUUAACCAUCCAUAUAGUCACGAAAGGCCUCUUCUUGGGUACCUUAAGUACUUCCCUUGGGUCGUGAAUGAAGGUUAUUUUAAGGCAUGGAGACAAGGUAGAACUGGUUAUCCAUUGGUGGAUGCUGGCAUGAGAGAGUUAUGGGCCACUGGCUGGCUGCAUGAUCGAAUACGAGUAGUGGUUUCUAGUUUUUUUGUGAAGGUUCUGCAACUUCCAUGGAGAUGGGGAAUGAAGUAUUUCUGGGAUACACUCUUAGAUGCAGAUCUUGAGAGUGAUGCUCUUGGUUGGCAGUAUAUAUCUGGUACUCUUCCUGAUGGCCGUGAAUUUGACCGCAUAGAUAAUCCACAGUUUGAGGGUUACAAGUUCGACCCUCAUGGAGAAUAUGUACGACGUUGGCUUCCUGAACUUGCUAGGAUACCAACUGAAUGGAUACACCACCCAUGGAAUGCACCAGAACCUGUCCUCCAAGCUGCUGGAAUUGAGCUGGGGUCAAACUACCCUCUUCCUAUUGUAGGGAUAGAUGCAGCAAAAGCCAGGUUGCAAGAAGCACUAUCAGAGACGUGGCAACAAGAAGCAGCUUCAAGAGCUGUAAUUGAAAAUGGAACUGAGGAAGGGCUUGGAGACUCCUCUGAAUCAACCCCAAUUGCCUUUCCUCAAGAUAUACAAAUGGCAGAGAAUCAUGAACCAGUGAGGAACAACCCCCCUACCACAAUUCGGCGUUAUGAGGAUCAGAUGGUCCCAAGCAUGACUUCUUCUUUGGUGAGAGUGGAAGAGGAAGAACCUUCUUUGGAUAUUCAAAAUUUGGCAGCAGAUAGCAGAGCUGAAGUCCCAACCGAUGGACAUGUAAAUCAAGAAGCAACAAGAAACACAUUAAACCCAGCAGUUGUUCAGAAUGUUCAUAGCCACAAUCUUCCACAAUUUAAUACUCCAAUAGUGCUGAGGAAUGCUGCAGAAGACUCCACAGCAGAAUCAUCUAGUAGUAUUAGGAGAGAGAGGGAUGGGGGUGUAGUUCCAGUUUGGUCUCCUUCAACCUCGAGUUACUCAGAGCAGUUUGUAGGUGAUGAAAAUGGUAUUGGAACUAGUUCAUCGUACUUGCAGAGGCAUCCUCAGUCUCACCAAAUAGUUAAUUGGAGGCGGCUAUCUCAAACUGGGUAGAACAUAUACGCACUAGAAGACUAGUAGCUCAGAGGUGAAGAUAUGUGUCAUGCAAUCCUGUGGGCCAAUGGGAUGGUGAACCAACACCCCACAUACUUCUUUCACCACCUUUCUUUCCUUUCUUGUUGUACCAUAUAUGCUGUAUAGUAAAUGUUGUCUUUGUAAGGGAAGAGGAGAGUCAUAAUAGGGAUGUGUAGUUCUCCAAUAAACCAGGUUUGUGCUUUCUCAUUUUAUUAAGUAGGCUGAUAUUUUAUUCUA